Penaeus monodon (black tiger shrimp) is the source of this 2170-nucleotide messenger RNA. RefSeq names its product regulator of chromosome condensation-like. Lineage: Eukaryota; Metazoa; Arthropoda; Malacostraca; Decapoda; Penaeidae. Gene Ontology annotation, molecular function: guanyl-nucleotide exchange factor activity. Gene Ontology annotation, cellular component: cytoplasm. The record is from RefSeq and is a predicted model, not a curated record.
AGCCGAGUCCGGUGAGCAGGGACACGCGAGGCAUCCGCCGGAGACGCCGAAGCGGAGCAAUAUUAACCAUGGUAAGAGGUCGCCCAUCGAGUAAAGUGGAGCCGGAGGUGAAGGUAAAUGGGGAGGUUUCACCAAAGGUUUCCCAAGGCCGUGGGCGCAAGAGGACCCAGACUGGGAAGGCUCCCAGUGAGGCCAAGAAGGUGAAAGUGCACAUAGAGCGGCCGUCAUUUGAAAAGGGAGUGGUGUUGACGUGUGGGAUGGGUGACGUGGGCCAGCUGGGUCUUGGGGAAGAUGUUGAGGAAAAGACCCGUCCUGGUUUAGUGCCAGAUCUCGAGAACGUUGUAGCUGUGGCCGCAGGAGGACUGCACUCUGUGGUAUUGGAUAAGGAUGGAAAGGUAUACACAUGGGGUUGCAACGAUGAGGGGGGACUAGGUCGUGUCACCAAAUCGGAGGAGGAGAACUUCGUUUCAGGAGUUGUGGAAGGCAUUAAUGGCAAAGUCUCACAGAUCACAGCUGGCGACUGUCACACAGCAGCUCUCACAGAAGAUGGCCAAGUGUAUGCUUGGGGGUGUUUUAGGGAUAAUUCUGGCCCAUUAGGGUUUGUAGAUAGAGAGAUUCUUCAAAAAACUCCAAGACGGCUCCUAGAAAAUAUCCCAGUAGUAAAGAUCUCUUCUGGCAAUAACCACCUGGCCUUGCUCACCCAAGAGGGACAAGUUUACACCUGUGGCUGUGGAGAAUCGGGUCAACUGGGCAGAAUUGCUGAGGUCUUUGCCACAAGAGAUUCCAGAAAUAGGAAAGGCAUUGAAACGUUGCUGGAACCCAUGCCCAUCAAGGUGUUCAAGAACCGCAAGCCAGUCUUGUUUGACGACGUGUGGGCCGGAGGACUCACCACGUUUGCCAGGGCACGGGAGACCGGCCACAUCUAUGCCUUUGGCCUCAAUAAUUAUAACCAACUUGGUGAUGAAGAUACAAACAUGAAGUUCCAACCAGUCCUGUUGAAAAAUUUCAAAGGAAAAAAAUGGUUACAGGUUUCUGGGGGACAGCAUCACAGCUUGGCUCUGAGUGAGGACGGCACAGCACACUCGAUGGGUCGGCGGGAGUACGGACGCCUAGGAAUGGGAGAUAUCAAAGAGGACCUCAAGAAGCCGACCCCCGUCAAGGACCUAGAAGGACAGAAGGCCGUGUCUGUGUCUGCAGGAGAGUGCGUCUCUCUGGUUGUGAUGGAGUCAGGCGAUGCUUACGGUUUUGGAAUGGGUACAAACAACCAGCUGGCGCAAGGCAAUGAUGAUGACCAGCUAGUUCCUGUCAAAUUAGCGGGCAAGCAAUUAGCAGAACGUAAAGUGGUAUCAGCACAUGCAGGAGGCCAACACACCAUCAUUCUAGCUGUCCCCAAGUGAUAAUAGAUACCUUAGGAUCAAAUCUUUUCUAUGAUUGUAUUAAUUUAAGAUGUGUGUGCACAUUUGUGUUAGAUUUGUUUCCUCUACUGACCUUAUUUUUUUAUGAUUGUUGUUUUUGUGUGUAUAUGAGAUAUGCUCAGUGACAUAGCAAGUGAUAAUUAUUUGUACAAAUUAAACCUCGGUAUUAGGGGAGGACAACUGAUAUUGUGUGUGUGUUUUGUAGAUGCUUGUCUCUGUGACUGAAUGGUAAUAUACUUAUACCUACAAAAGAAAUAUAAAAAGAGGUGGAAAAUGUGUAAGUAUUCUUUUAUAUAAUUGUAAAUGUUGGUUAUCUACUGUUGACACAUUGAUUUAUAAUCUUUGUGAAAUAUUUUUCAUCUCGUGAAGAUGAGUAUUUUAGCCAGAACUUGGAUUCAUGACCAAGAAAUUAUGGCUUUUCAAAAAUGUAUUUGUAAUAAUAUGCAUAUGUACUUCAAAUAAUGUCACAUUAAGAAUUUAAGUUUCAUUAAAGUUAAAGCUAAGAGCAGUUGUUUUUGACAAAAUCCCAAAGAAAUAGCUUUUUAAUUUAUUUUAAGGCAGGAGAAACUUCAAGUUUUAUUUUAAGAGUAUUGUAUUAAUCUAUUUUACAAUUGAAAUAGGCCAUUUUUUACAGCAAGUACUUUGAUAUGAAUUUGAAUUUAGGCCAAAAGUUGUGUCUAGGCUAAACCCUGUAAUUAUUAAUGACUGUCCAAAUGUUUUGGCUCAAGUGGAUGUAUAAUAAAGAGGACAACCUA